AAGUGUUGCAGACGUGUGUUAAAAGACCCACGCAUGGCCCUGAGUCUGAUGAAUCCCCACGGGGGCUCCAGGGUUACACUGAGGCAUGUUUUGUUUUCCACUUUGAUUAAAUUCUGGAAAGAAAGAUGGUUACCAUGGGCAUCUCACCUGUGGAAUUAAUUAUCGGCACAAAGAGGAAGGCUCACUUAGCUUCUCCUCAUUUCCUCAUAAACAAGCUGUGCCGCAGCGUCUCACCUUACAGUUGUACAGGACUCUAACCAGGAAGCUGCAAGAGUUCUCAUCCUUCCAGCAGAAUGCCGAGCCAGCUCGAGGGUGCUAUGAGUGCACUGAUCACGGUUUUCUACAACUACUCUGGACACGACGGAGACAAAUACAAGCUCAACAAGGGCGAGUUAAAGGAACUCCUCAACGCAGAGCUCACUGACUUCCUCAUGUCUCAGAAGGAUCCUAUGCUUGUGGAGAAAAUCAUGAAGGACCUGGACUCGAACAAAGACAACGAAGUGGAUUUCAAUGAGUUUGUCGUGUUGGUGGCCGCCCUGACUGUUGCCUGCAACGACUUCUUCCAAGAGCAGCAGAAGAAAGCCAAGUAGAUGUCUGUGGAAAACCAACUGUAAAUCUUAAAUUGUUUAAAAAUUCCAUGACAUUAAAAUACAAUCCAGUGAAUGUGACAGCAGUUGAAUCCUUUGUUUUUGCAUCACCCACUGAAUAGAAUUGUGA
Messenger RNA from Etheostoma spectabile (orangethroat darter), 717 nucleotides. RefSeq names its product S100 calcium binding protein Z (gene s100z). Gene Ontology annotation, molecular function: calcium ion binding; calcium-dependent protein binding. The record is from RefSeq and is a predicted model, not a curated record. NCBI's taxonomy places the organism in Eukaryota, Metazoa, Chordata, Actinopteri, Perciformes, Percidae. The transcript has 3 exons. Bases 294 to 590 code for a protein of 98 amino acids.